AGUUAGGGUAGGAGUUAAAACGUGAAACGCAACCGCUGGGGGGGCUCUAAAGUCGCACUACUUGUUCUGUAGAAGUUGUAGCUUUGCUUCUUCGCAGGAAUCAACUCUAAGUGAAUCCUUCCAACCAUUUUCGAAUCAUGCUGUCCACGUAGACACUCACUCGCAUCAUUCAUUCACCAAACGCAACAACUAACUUACUUACGCAGGAUGACUGGAGCGUCAAGCGCACUCAUCCCGGCAACUGCAUCCAUAUCGUCACCUGCGCGGAGAAAUGCAUGAAAAAGCUCAAGAAAGGUUCUAAGCAUGACCUGUUCAAGUAUGAAGGACAGCUGGCAUUAGUUGGAGUUUUGGAGUCCGAUUUCUGCACGUACGACGGGAUGCGAGGCUUGUACUGUUAUUCUUAGAUAGUAAACUCAUGAGCAAUCCGUUUACAUGAGAGAGCGCAGAGCUGUCCUCUUACGGAUGCAAAUAGAUCUGAUAUCUUGUGCUCGACACACUCAGACAGAAGGAGAAGGCUGUGCGUAGCAUUCACGAAAUACAUACCACCACUCUCUUCGUCUUUUCUGAGAUGCAACCAAAACCAAACCGAUCACUCACCAUUCCACAACUCACUCCAGUUUCGACGAGAUGCCGACGCGCAUGCUGUUGCCCGAGCCGCUGACGAAAGCUCUCAACUACUACCGUCACGGCCCCGGUGCAUCCGAUAGGUCUGAGGUGGAGAGACGUAUCCGAGCGUUAAAGAAGGAGAUCGAGAAGCUACUGACGCACAAGCAUGUCAAGACGCCCAAGUACCAGAUGGAAAUUCGAAUCUGCACCGCUUGCUUGAAGGUAGUCAGAUUGUUUCCUCUUUACAAAUUUUGUAUGGGUGAUGAUAUCCGUGGGAGCAUUCUACAAGCUAGACCGAUGCUCUAUGGUAGGUCGAAAGUGCUUGGAUUGAAUACGAGCUCCGUUUUCUCUUCUGGUUCUGGCGACCUAGUUCUUUUCAGUAUCGAAGCUAAUGGCUAUUCCGCAAUGGUCGCCUAGGUCUAUGCAGUUUUUUAUAUGCAUCAACUCCCUCCCAAGGAAGAGUUUGUAGUAAGUUUACUUCGAGUUUGAUUCCAUUCAACUCAUCUCUACGAACUACUCUCUUCUUCAGUUCUUGCAAAACAAAUGCGUUGACGCGUACAUCCAAGAGGAGGAACUUGCGAACCUCCGCAAGGCUUCCGACCGUUUCCGCAUUGACAACCUGAAGGGGACUGUUUUGACUGUUGUGGGCAAGUGCACCUUCGAGGAGCUGUUCAAGCUGUUUUUGUAUGAGGACUCUCGCGAAGAGGCUGACAACUACGACACCCCUCUGAAAAAGAUUCAGGCACUUUGUUUUCACUUACAUACUAUGCAUGUUGUGCAUCAAUGAGAACGGAAAUGACACGAAGGAGUUCCACUAUGAGCAGCUGAGUUGUGGUUUCCCCUCAGUCUCUAAGUUUCCAUCUUUUCAAUUCUUCCUCAUGUAGUCGAUUUCUCCCAUCCACUUUCAGCUCACCCGCGCGGCGCGACGCGUAAACGAGUUGAUUGGUCAGCUACGUGGGACUGGCUGUGAGCCCGUCAUCUUCAAUCGCCUCGCGAAGGCGUACGCGGAUAUCAUCGAGCUCUUCCGCCAUCAUCGAAAUGAAGACCUACCCAACCUCCUUCUUGCUUGCGGAAAAUUCGAAUGGGCUACGGACGAUUUGAUGCAUCUUUUCAAGUCGCAUCGCGCUAACGUUUUGAAAAGCUACGUCGAUGCGUUUAACACGAGCGAGUACAACGCUUUGAGCCAUAUCAUCCUCGAUGAAAUUCAGGAAAUCUGCGCUACUAACUACGAGAAGGUAUCUGUUAUCUAUUUCUAUUUCCCUUUCCCAUUUCAUCUGCUUGAUUUUCUUGUUGUAGGUAGCACGACUGCCAAGAAAGACGCACUACAGAUCUUAGGUUCAGCAGAAUUCUUCAUCAUCGAUUGAAAGGGAAACCAGCAGGCGCUGUCCUACCUCUGAUAUAUGUCGCUUACUUCGAUCUAGCACCACAAGCAUCCACCCGAGAUUCAUUUCCUUGCACUCCCAUCCAUCACAGAUUCUUUCCCUGACUGCGCAGAUGUGUGCGGCUGUUAACAACGUCGCACAGGCGGAGAGACGCCUUGCUGGUCGCGACGAACAAGUGCGCCGUGCAGAUGAACUCGUCGAACUGAUGAAGGAGCUUCGCAAGGUCCUUGUUGAGUACAACGCUCCAAAGGACAUCAAGCUCUGCGCGCAAACGAUCCUCAGCGCCGUGCCCGUGAUGGUGCAGAAGAUCUUUCGCAAUCACAUCAACAUGGCGGAGAGACUCAUCGCUAACAACGACUACUCUGCUCCCGUGGCAGCUCAAAAAGCGUCGAGCAUGAUCGCUACGGCUUCCUUCGGCGCGAUGGACGCACUGGCUCCCGAGAUGUCGCAGUUCGGACUUCUGAUCGAAUCUCUAGUCCUUGUCCGGCAGCGCGGCAUGAAAAAAGUCGAGGAAGGAGAUGAUGACGAGGAUGCCAUGAAGAAGUACCUCAUGAAGCGCAAGGGGAACAUCACUGCAUCUCAAGACGACAACAGUGGCUCCGAGUUCGAGGAUAUCGAUUCGAGCGGUGAAGAUGAUGAAGAUGAUGUCGCAGAUGAAGAUGAGGAAGGUUCUGACGAAGAAGAGAAUGGCCGUCGCUCCAGCACUCCGGAUUAUGACGAGGAACUGAGCAAGUUCUUCCGGGAAGUCAACAAGGACAUGAAGCCGAAGUCCUGCUCGUUUGCGCCGUACAAUCCACCGCAAUCGUUCAGCGCUGGCCGCAAGAAGAAGUCGAUGGACACCGCCGCUGCAGCUGAAAAUGGUUUGAGCCCCUUAUCCGAGUUCCGUGCGUUCGAGCAGGAACAGCAGAAGAAGGUCCAGGAGGAACGACUCUUGAAAACCCCGGUACUGCUAUUUAGCCUUAUUUUUCUAACACGGAUAGUGUAGAAUCGUUUUCAUGUGCCAGGCGAUGUCUAUGUCUCUAUCUGCUCGAAUCUAGUGAACUUUAUUGUUUCGUGGAGUUGGUUCUUUCGGUUUCUCUUUCCGUACACAUGUAGAUGGUUUCUUGAUGGUUUCUCCAUCGCCAACACUCUUGCCAGGUGGAUACUGGUUUCGGAAAUUCGCAAGUUCCGCAGACUCAAAGCAGUGAGGACGAGGAGGCCAACGAAGAGGAACGAGCAGAAGCCUCUUCUUUCCUUGGCGAUGGUAAGACCGUGAGUGAGGCGGCCGCCGAAAUCCCGGAGCUCUCGAUUAACACGAUCAUGGAAAUGGACAAUGAAGAACUUGGCCGUGUACAAGAAAAACUGGUGGAGGAGCACGCUGCGCGCCAAAAGGCCAAGAAGAUUGCUGCUUCGCUUGACAAGCAUGCCCGUGAGGGUGAGGCUGUUGAGUCCGAAAAAGAAAAUGUGGGCCCGAACCUGAAAGGUCCUUGUUUUUCUCAGGCACCCACGAGCAGCAUCUUUCCUCGUGGACUCAGUCAUUCUUCUAGCAAGCGAAUCUAGAUGUUGUUCAGUGAGAACUUCUAUAGCACUCCAUGAUUGAGAUAGCUAAGCGAAUGCGUCAGCAUACAAGUCCCCCUAGUAUAAAAGUGAAAGAUGCGUUCUCUUCAUCCAGUCUUCAGUAUCUCACUUCGCUUCUAUUCUCCAGGUAACAGCGGCGACACCUCCAGCUCCAACCAAAUUGCCGGACAAGGUGGAGGCGACAAGGAUGUCUCUGAGUCCUCUACGAGCGGGAAAGUGACUGCCGAAGUUCUCAAGUUGAGUCUGAAUGUGUCCAAGAUCGCCGAGAAUAUGGAUGAUGUAGACAAGAUCUCGAUGGAAGAGGAGUCCAAAAACCUGACCGACCCGUCCCGCAAGCGCCGCAAGAGCGUCGAGGGAGUCGCGCUUCCGGGUACAUAAUCACACUCGGACUCGAAUUGAAGAGCUAAACAGUUCGACUGUAUAAUGCUUGUGGAUGCAAACUCACAGGAUAUGAGUAACAGACGAUGAUGUAGACCAAGAGAAAGUACUCUAAAUGUUCUAAAGUACUCCCCGAAACGUUGGGCAUUCUUUCCCAUCAACUCCAUACGGAUCUUUCUCGCACAUCAACACGCACAGGCUCCGAUCAGCUGGCGAGUAGCUAA
Amoebophrya sp. A25 is the source of this 4147-nucleotide messenger RNA. The record is from the annotation of a GenBank genome assembly. Lineage: Eukaryota; Dinophyceae; Syndiniales; Amoebophryaceae.